Messenger RNA from Coniosporium apollinis CBS 100218, 1737 nucleotides. RefSeq lists its product as uncharacterized. Bases 1 to 1737 code for a protein of 578 amino acids. Gene Ontology annotation, biological process: GPI anchor biosynthetic process. Lineage: Eukaryota; Fungi; Ascomycota; Dothideomycetes. The record is from RefSeq and is a predicted model, not a curated record. The transcript is spliced from 6 exons. Gene Ontology annotation, cellular component: endoplasmic reticulum membrane.
AUGAGCUCGACCGCAACAGUCACGAAGCCGCUUACGGCUCAGACUGCGCCCUCACCUGUCGAGUUACUGAACACAGAAUCCGCAAGAUGGUGUACACGCCUGCAUCCCGGCCUCGUGCUCGCAGUAUACGCGAUCCAGUUCAAAGCGAUUGUAGCAGAUCCGGUAUCUGCGCUUCUUCGAGGGCUUCUGCCGCUGUGCAUCGUCCAAACCGCAUACGUCGCUAUAUGCCUGCCACCAACAGGCGCAAACUCUACGCCAGCGCCUAAACCAGGCUCGCGCCGCAACAAGCAGCCUCCCAAUGCUUUGAGCCGAACUCUCAGUCUCGUGGGCGGUGUUGCGAACAGGACUGUUGUACCGGCCUUUCUUUCCCUCGUCCUUGCCGUCAUCGCUGGAACUCCCCUGCUCUUUACCACGCUGGUACUUUUCGGGGCUCCCUUCAGUACACACCUUCCGCAUACCGCGCUUUGCGCCUUACACGCGUCGCUUCUUGCUAUGCUUCCCCUGGUCUAUGUGCAUGGGGUCGACAGCGGGAGAUGGAGGGAGAUUGUGAGCCUUAUGCAUCCUAUGGACGAGGUGUAUGGGGCUACAUUGGGAACUCUGCUUGGAGCUUGGGUGGGCGCAAUACCGAUACCUCUUGACUGGGACCGGGAAUGGCAAAAGUGGCCGGUCACCAUCGUCACCGGCGCUUAUAUCGGCUUUGCUAUCGGGAAGCUGGCUGGCGACGUGUUCUACCGGGAGAACACUUUUACGGUCGAAUGUCAUAACUUCGAUGACCAUGAUUAUCUUGACAGUCUCAAUGUGGUUACGAGCCGAUCGAUCUACCGCCUGCACUUGGUCGUAUUUCUUGACGAGGCAGACUACGACGCUCGUUAUAUCAGGGACAUUGUCCGCUCUCUCCAAAGCGGCCACUGUCUCAAGGAUUUAACGAUAACCUAUGACGACUCGCACUGCACAGCUACGGAAGUGGACGAGCGCAUGUCAUUGUUCAAGGACGUUAAGGUUCGCGGCAAGGUCACCAUAAAACCUUACGGAGCGGCACCGCAUGCAGAAACGAGCGAGACGGCAAUGGGCAGGCUGAUCCAGUCUAUGCGACUGCCUGAGCAGCCAUGUUCUUUCCUUCGGAUUCCUCCCGAACUUCGACUCAGGAUAUAUCGUCUUCUCUUGAAGUCCGAGCGUCAGUGCAUCCGUUUGACCAAUGAAUAUAACCGCGGAUUCAGUACCGGUGUGAGCAUACUCCGGGCAUCCCGUCUCAUCUACCAAGAGGCUUCAGAUGUGCUCUAUGGGGAGAACACGUUUCACGUGUCGUGCUUGAUGUUGAUCUCGAUAAGCUACCCGACCACUCUCAAAUUCCUUGCCAACCAACAGAUACGCCACUUGAAACUUGUUGUGAGUUUCGCCUAUUCAACAGAAUUCUCUCUACGCCGGAUAAAAGAUAUCGUCAGCAUCCUCAGCACCGUCCACAGCCUCAAGGAUCUGACGAUCUACUACCAAGUCUUCUACUCCCGUACUAAUUUCCACUACACACCUGCGGAACUGGAACAGCGUCUGAUGCCGUUCAAGCAUCUCAAGACUCAGGGCAAGGUUACGAUAGAGUGUGAUCCAGACUUGGAUCCGGGAUUGCGCAUGGAGAUAAGUGAGACGUUCAAGGCCAGGCUGAUCGAGUCUAUGCAGCUGCCUGGACAGGAUGAUCGUUCAUCGUUGAUCCGCAACACCGAGGAGUCGGCACCGCUACGCUAG